Hirsutella rhossiliensis is the source of this 1032-nucleotide messenger RNA. Its product is annotated as putative RNA methyltransferase domain-containing protein. The transcript has 3 exons. The coding region runs from base 1 to 1032 and encodes 343 amino acids. NCBI's taxonomy places the organism in Eukaryota, Fungi, Ascomycota, Sordariomycetes, Hypocreales, Ophiocordycipitaceae. The record is from RefSeq and is a predicted model, not a curated record.
AUGUCGCAUCACGAUCGCCAGGCCAAGAAGCGAAAAACGGCACACAAUGGCCGGCAGGACCAUACGUCCUUUAAGCCCUCAGCCAGCUUCACCCCCGUCCAGGGUGGUAGGGACUGGACCGUGUCCGUUGCAAUCCCCAGCAGCAUCCUGACCAACCUCGCCACCGCGGACCAACGCAUGGCAGCCCCUGGCCGCAUCGCCCGCGCCCUCGCCGUCUUCUCCGUCGACGAGGUCGUCGUCUUUGAUGACUCGCCCGCAUCGUCGCGCCCACGCCAGACGGACCCCGCGGCCUACACGGGCGACACGGACCCGUGCCACUUCCUCGCUCACAUCCUGUCCUUUCUCGAGGCGCCGCCGUUUAUGCGCAAGACGCUCUUCCCGCUGCACCCCAACCUGCGGCUGACGGCUCUCCUGCCGAGCCUCGACAUGCCGCACCACCCGCAUCCCAAGGAGUGGAUCGCCUACCGCGAAGGCGUCACCGUCGCCGGCAAGACGAGCUCAGGCAAGGGCACCCUCGUCGAGGUGGGGCUGGAGGAACCCGUCGAGAUUGAGGAGCAGAUCCCGCCCAAGACGAGGGUGACGCUGCGUUUCCCCGACGACCAGUCCCAGUACCCCGAGUGCAUCCACCCAGCGGCGCCCCGCACUGACGGCGGCUUCUACUGGGGCUACACAGUCCGCCGCUGCGCCUCGCUCUCGUCCGUCUUCACCGAGUCGCCGUACGACGACGGUUACGAUAUGAGCAUCGGCACCUCGGAGCGGGGCAUGCCCGUGUCCAGGGCCUUUCCCCCGUCGUCCUCCAAACCCCUCGACUUCAAGCACCUUCUCAUCGUCUUUGGCGGGCCCCGCGGGCUCGAGUUUGCCUCCAUGAACGACGAAGAGCUGAGCGGCAGGGACGUUCAAGGCACCAAGACCAAGGAGCUGUUUGACCACUGGCUCAACGUGCUGCCGAACCAGGGGAGCAGGACGAUUAGGACCGAGGAGGCUGUGUUUAUUGCGUUGACGGCCCUCAGGGGUCUGUGGGAUGCAAGCUGA